Messenger RNA from Varroa destructor (honeybee mite), 1057 nucleotides. RefSeq lists its product as uncharacterized. Lineage: Eukaryota; Metazoa; Arthropoda; Arachnida; Mesostigmata; Varroidae. The record is from RefSeq and is a predicted model, not a curated record.
AGUGAUCAGGCUAGGCUACACAUGAUGCGUGGAUUCAUAGUAGUGGCGAGCUGUCUGUUCGUGGCUGUCCAGGCCGGAGAACAUUAUGGUGGGGAUCUUGGAGGAUACGGAGGUGAUUUCGGUGGUUUUGACGGAAGUGGUGAAGGACACCACGAACAUGGCUACGUAAAGGACAUCACGAAGAUUAUCACCAAGGCGGUACCCCAGCCAUAUCCUGUGCCCGUUCCUAAACCUUACCCCGUACACAAAGUCGUCCCUGUGCCCCAUACGGUCCAUGUGCCGAAACCUUAUCCGGUGCCUGUAAAGGUGCCUGUUGUUAAGAAGAUUCCACAGAUCGUGCAUGUUCCUAAGCCAUAUCCAGUCCCUAAGCCUUAUCCUGUGCCUAAGCAUGUUCCUGUGCCAGUGCCUGUUCCUGUCUACAAGGACGCCCCCUAUGCCGUCUAUAAGCAUGUUCCCGUUCCGGUACACAAGCCCGUCCCAGUUCCCGUAAAGGUGCCGAAAUAUGUUCCUGUCCCGGUCCACAAGGUUAUCCCUGUCCCGCAGCCCGUUGAGGUGCCCGUUAAGGUGCCGGUCUACAAGCAAGUCGUUGUCAAGAAACCCGUCAUCGUACCUGAGCCCGUUUACGUAAAGCACCAUCAUGGACAUCAUGGGUGGUAAACACUAGCUUGAUAGCCCACAGACAACUAACCGUUGAAGGUUAACGGCUGUUGGCGCUUUCAAUCAAAAUCCAGGCGAAGGAGAUGCUAACACUACAAAAACAGCUACGACCUAUGAAUUAUAAGAUAUAAUAGAGGUAAUGAUUCCUGCUGGUGGAUCAGUGGAAAGGAGACAACGGUGGCAUUCUGCAAAUAAUCAUCAGAGUAGAACACAAUCACAACGACGAUAUGAAGGUACCAAUAAGAAUAAAAUAUAAGUGAAAAUGACGAUGACAAGCCGUCGCCGUCAACGACGAACACAAAUCACUCGUCAAACGUAAAUCGAAUUGGUGCCUCAACUAUAAAAAACCCAAAGCCAUGUGUAUACUCGCGUGUAAAUAAACGACUACAACAUUAUUAUA